Molecule: messenger RNA, 1647 nt
Organism: Hipposideros armiger (great roundleaf bat)
Lineage: Eukaryota; Metazoa; Chordata; Mammalia; Chiroptera; Hipposideridae
Gene: UTS2R
Product: urotensin 2 receptor
Exons: 2
Coding region: 120-1268 (382 amino acids)
Biological process (GO): neuropeptide signaling pathway; regulation of blood pressure; blood vessel diameter maintenance
Cellular component (GO): plasma membrane
Molecular function (GO): urotensin II receptor activity
Source: RefSeq, a predicted model, not a curated record
CAAGCUCCCUCGCCGAGCGUUUGGAGACGCGUGGCAGCGAGGACCCGGAGGACAGCCGUGCUGCCCGGUGACCGAGAUGCAGCACGCCCCAGCCCCAAGCCCAGCGUGAGGUGGCAGAAAUGGCCCUGAGCCCGGAGCCUGUGACCAGGGUCCCUGUGCUGGCUACGACGGACAGCCCAGUGCCCGAGCCACCUGGUAGCCCCAACGUCUCCCUCAACAGCUCGUGGGCCAGCCCGACGGAGUCCAGCUCUCUGGAGGACCUGGUGGCCACGGGUACCAUCGGGGCGGUGCUCUUGGCUAUGGGCGUAGUGGGCGUGGCGGGCAACGUGUACACACUGGUGGUCGUGUGCCGCUUCCUGCGUGCCUCGGCCUCCAUGCACGUGUACGUUGUCAGCCUGGCCCUGGCCGACCUGCUGUACCUGCUCAGCAUCCCUUUCAUCGUGGCCACCUACAUCACCAGGGAGUGGCACUUUGGCGACGUGGGCUGCCGCGUCCUUUUCAGCCUGGACUUCCUGACCAUGCACGCCAGCAUCUUUACCCUGACCGUCAUGAGCAGCGAGCGCUACGCCGCUGUGCGCCGGCCGCUGGACACAGUUCAGCGCUCAAAGGGCUACCGUAAGCUGCUGGCGCUGGGCACAUGGCUGCUGGCGCUGCUGCUGGCGCUGCCUAUGAUGCUGGCUGUCCGGCUGGUGCGCAGGGGCCCCAAGCACCUGUGCCUUCCAGCCUGGGGCCCGGGCGCCCACCGCGCCUACCUGGUGCUGCUGUUCGGCACCAGCAUCGUGGGGCCUGGCGUGGUCAUCGGGCUGCUGUACCUGCGCCUGGCACGGGCCUACUGGCUGGCCCAGCGGGCCUCCUUCCCGCAGACGCGGCGGCUGCCCAACCCCCGCGUGUUCUACCUCAUCCUGACGGUCGUGCUGCUGUUCUGGGCCUGCUUUCUGCCCUUCUGGCUGUGGCAGCUGCUGGCCCAGUACCGCGGGGCCCAGCCGCUCACACCCCGCACCGCGCGCAUCGUCAACUACGUGACCACCUGCCUCACCUAUGGCAACUCCUGCGUCAACCCCUUCCUGUACACGCUGCUCACCAGGAACUUCCGCGAGUACCGCCAGCGCCAGCGCCAGCGCCAGCGCCUGCGCGCUGGUGUCCCAGCCCUUCCGCGGUGCCACGCCCGCUUCCAGCACCACUCUGGCCCAUCACUGUCCUCUGGCAGCCAGCAGACGUCUGAGCCCAUCCGCCUGUCCCAGGAGGCCCCUGGGGCAGCCUGCGCCUGAGUGUCCUGUCCCCAGGUGGACGCUGGGGUGGGCUGGGAGUGGCCCGAGUUCUGCGGGGAGGGGCCCCAGAGUCUAGGUCACUCCCUGGAGCCCCUCCCAGCUCCCUUCCUCUGUCCUCUUCCAGAAAGUUCCCAGCUCUCCCUCCCCCAUGGCUCAUUUCAGCUCGGUCAGCCGAGCACAUUCCUCAUAUGCUCAGAAGCCCCCCAGCCCAUCUGUGAGGGUCGACAGGAGGCUCAGGCGCGCAGCCAGCACGGCGAGUCGAGCCUUCACCACCCAGAGCACUGGACAUGAGCACCCGGCCAGCGCCCACCCUGCCUCGUGGAGGACACACGCACCUGCGCGGUACCCUCUCUUGGCCGGUGCGUGGCCUCUGUGGCAC